This is a messenger RNA of Hemisphaericaspora subhashii, 387 nucleotides long. RefSeq lists its product as uncharacterized. The record is from RefSeq and is a predicted model, not a curated record. The coding region runs from base 1 to 387 and encodes 128 amino acids. The transcript has a single exon. Lineage: Eukaryota; Fungi; Ascomycota; Pichiomycetes; Serinales; Debaryomycetaceae.
AUGCAAGACUUACCACCUAUUGCAGGAUACGAACCUAUCCAAUGGAAGAGAAACCUUCCAGCUAGAGGUUUUAGAGGAUCAGUUUUCUUUUGGGGGAUUGUGGGAGUAAUGGCAUUUGGAUUCUAUAGACAUCAUCUUGGAACAGCUGAACAACGUGAAUUAACUAGAGAAAAGAGGUGGGCUCGUUUCCAUUUAGAACCAUUAUUGUUGGCUGAAGAAGAUAGAAAUAUUGCUAGAAGAUAUUAUGCUGAAAUGACUAGACAAGAAUUGAUUAGAGAAUCAAUGAGUCCUGAAACUAGAGCUAAAUUUGAUCAAGAAAUUUAUCAUGAUAAAUCCAAGUUCCGUUUCCCAAGAUAUACUGCCGGUGUUGAUCCAGAUGAUUUUUAA